AUGGGCCGCCGCCGCCUGCCGGUCUGGCUGUGCGCCGUCGCGGCGCUGCUCUCGGGGGCGCAGGCCAAGGGCACCCCGCUCCUCGCGCGGCCCGUGCAGCCCGGUGCCUCCCGCUACAGCCUCUACACGACGGGAUGGCGUCCUCGGCUGCGCCCGGGGCCGCACAAGGCCCUCUGUGCGUACGUUGUGCACAGGAAUGUGACCUGUGUCCUACAGGAGGGAGCAGAGAGCUACAUAAAGGCUGACUAUCGGCAGUGCAGAUGGGGGCCCAAGUGCCCCGGGACAGUCACGUACCGCACAGUGCUCAGACCCAAAUACAAGGUGGGCUACAAGACGGUGACGGACCUCGCCUGGCGUUGCUGCCCUGGCCUCACUGGAGAAGGCUGCCCCAAGCACCUCGCGGAUCACGGGGCCACCCCACCUCAGCCGGCGCCCGAGCCCCAGAUUCCCUCAGGGCAGGUGGGCCCAGGUCCCAGGCCCCUUCCUUCCAGCAGAGUGGCCCCCAGCCCCCAUGGACGGAAAGCCCCGGGGCUGUUUGGCGAACGGCUGGAACGCCUGGAGGCUGAUGUCCAGCGCCUGGCACAAGCAUAUGGUACCCUCAGUGGCCUAGUGGCCAGCCAUGAAGAUCCCAAUAAGAAGACUGGUGGCCCCAGGGUCCCUGCCACCCCUGUGGGCUUUGGAGUCAUCCCCGAGGGAUUUGUGAACCCUGGAGAGACAACUGGAGGACUGCUCACACCUCCCCUGCACGAGAUCUUGAGCAAAGUCACAGAGGUGAGCAACACACUUCGGACCAAGGUGCAGCUGCUGGACGAGGUGCAUGGAUUAGCCCUCGGCCACGAGGCUCACCUGCAGCGGCUGAGGGAGGCCCCCCCAUCUCCGCUCACCUCCCUGGCACUGCUGGACGAAUAUGUGGACCGACGGCUGCACCGGCUCUGGGGGAGCCUACUGGAUGGCUUCGAGCAGAAGCUGCAGGGCGUCCAGAGCGCGUGCGAUCUGCGGGUGCAGGAGGUGCGGCAGCAGUGCGAGGAGGGCCAGGCGGCCAGCCGGAGGCUGCACCAGAGCCUGGACGGCCGGGAGCUGGCCUUGCGCAGGGAGCUCUCACAGCUGGGUACUCGGCUGCAGGGCCUGAGUGUGGCUGGUGGGGGCAGCUGCUGUGGCCAGCUGGCCUUGCUCAGUGCCCGCAUGGACAGCCUUGAGAGGAACCUGCAGGUGGUGACCGAGGCCCAGAGGGGACACAGCCCCCCCAGCAGGGAUGACCUCACGCGGCUCUCUGCUGCCAUGCUCGAGGGGGGUGUGGCUGGGCUGCUGGAGGGCUUAGAGACCAUCAAUGGGACAGAGGGUGGAGCCAGAGGCUGCUGUCGGGGGAUGGGGGAGGGGGGCUGGGGUGCGCGGGGCUACCAGGCCAUGCUGGAAGAGCGUGUGCAGAGGCUGGAGGAACGCCUGGUGACACUGGCCGGGGACCUGAGCCAUGACAGCGCCCCCCCAGGCAGGUCAGCUCGGCCCCUCGUACAGACGGAGCUGGCCGUGCUGGAGCAACGGCUGGUUUCACUGGAGACUUCGUGUACACCCAGUACCACCUCAGCCAUCCUGGACAACCUCGUGGCCGAGGUGAAGGCCUGGCAGAGCCGGAGCGAGGCCCUCCUGCGUCAGGUGGCCAGCCACGCAGUCCUGCUCCAGCAGCUCAAUGGCACCGUGGCUGAGGUCCAGGGGCAGCUGGCGGAAGCGACGGGCAGCUCCCUCCAAGGCGAGAUCACCCUGCUCAAGGUCAAUUUGAACUCUGUGAGCAAGUCGCUCACGGGCCUCAGUGACUCUGUCAGCCAGUACUCGGAUGCCUUCUUGGCUGCCAACACAUCCCUGGAUGAGCGGGAACGCAAGGUGGAAGCCGAGGUCCAAGCCAUCCAGGAGCAGGUCAGCAGCCAAGGUUCUCAGCUACGGGCUGGCCACAGGCAGGUUCUGAGCCUGCGGGGGGAGCUGGAGCAACUCAAGGCUGGUGUGGCCAGUGUGGCUGGUGGGCUCAGCCGCUGCCAGGACACAGCCCAGGCACUCCAGCACGCAGUGGGCCACUUCGACCAGAGGGUGGCCCGAGUGGAAGGUGCCUGUGGGAGGCUGGGCCUGCUGGCUGCAGGCCUGGACAAUUUGCCAGCCGACUCACUUGGGCCCAGGGAGGGCCUGUGGGGUCACGUGGACCAGCUGAACCGCACGCUGACACAGCACGCCAAGGACAUCGCCCGCCUCCGGGAUGACCUGCUGGACUGCCAGGCCCAGCUGGCCGAGCGGGUGCGGCCAGGGCAGGGCAACUAGGUGGGCUGGACAGGACCCAAGCCCCAGGUCCUGCCACCCCUGGGGCCCUCCACCAGAGCCCAGCCUUGCCCAGCAGGGCCUCCCAGCCUCCCCUGGCCAGCGUGGAUGCCACUGCCGAGGGCCCCAAAGGAAGUCUUGGUCCAGCUCCACCCGACUGUCUAGGCACCAACACUCAAUGCUGCACCAGCUGGACAAUUCAAGAUAGCGGUCAAGGCCAGUACUUCAUGCCUGAAGGCUGGGGGGUGGGGGGUGCUCUUAGAGACCUCGUGAUCCGUAGUCUGCAAAUUGCUUUUCUGCAGACACACCAGCCAGCACCCUUGCAAAGACCUUCAAAUCCCUUCUCUGACAGCAGCCUUUGCCCGUGGACAAGAGCCCCAAGCCCAUGGAGGGUUCCAGUUUCCCUGUCCCCUUGGCUUCACUUCUCAGCCGUCUGGGCUCACUUUCUUCAGGAAGGCGGUGCCCACUGGCACUGCCCUCCUCCUGGCAGCUUCACGGAUGCUGUUUCUGCACCAAGGACCAGGGGUUUCCACCACCCCAUGGGUCCUUCAGGACUGAAUGGAAACACAAGGACUCAGUGAAGAGUUUGUUCCUUUGGAUCUUCUCCCCAGGCGAGUGCCGGGGCCGCCAUGGAUGCUCAGAGGAAAGGACGGGGUCCAUACGAUCUGCUUGGAGACCCUACCCUUUUUCUUUCCUUCCCCAAGGAUGUUUUUAGGGUACUCCGGUCCCCACGCAGUCCUCUCCUUUCCAUCUGGGGGGAAAGCUGCUUCCCCCCACCCCCAGGUUAGGGCCUCUCUCCUAGAGGGCAGCCCUUGUGUACGUCGUGGCCAGAACGAGGCCAGAUCCUGGGCAGGAGGCCACAGCUGGAGGAAAAGGGCUCCAGGCCUAGUUUCCAACAUCCUUGGAAAACCCCAGCCCUGCCUGGAUGUUCACAGAGUGGUGAGAAAUUCAGGUACAACAUGAGGACACAAGUGUUUGUCUGGCCUGCGCACUUCCCAGAGACCCAUCCCAGCCGAGGCUCCUGGCCUCCGGUUCCCCGCGACAGCACGGGCUCUCCUGCGCUGUGGUGCAGGUCCCCGCAGCCUGGCCUUCUGGGUUCUCAGCAUUUGGGAGCCUGCCCUCCACUUCAGUGCUGGUGGGGAGGGCAGGCCUGGAUUAAAGCUUGUAGCCUGUC
Messenger RNA from Phacochoerus africanus (Common warthog), 3472 nucleotides. RefSeq names its product elastin microfibril interfacer 3 (gene EMILIN3). Gene Ontology annotation, molecular function: protein binding. The record is from RefSeq and is a predicted model, not a curated record. The transcript is spliced from 4 exons. NCBI's taxonomy places the organism in Eukaryota, Metazoa, Chordata, Mammalia, Artiodactyla, Suidae. Bases 1 to 2301 code for a protein of 766 amino acids. Gene Ontology annotation, cellular component: extracellular matrix.